CAAAAAGUAAACAAAAACGUGAAAAAAAACAUUUUACUGAUAUAAAACAGUUAUUAAAAUGUCUAUUACUACAUUUUUGUAUAUUAAUUUAAUGAAUCUACAAUUAUUUAGAAUAAUGAACAAGAAAAAAGUUCGAGGUAAAAUUUUGAGGUUAGAAAAAUUUCAAACUGUAACGGCGGGAAAUAAAGGAACUACUAGGAAAUUUUGUAAACACAAAAAAAUUGGGAAAGCAGAAAUCAAUAUUAAAGGAAAAUAUUUUAAAUUUUAUAAAUUUGGAAUUUACGCAUAUUAUAUAUAAUGUAAAUAUUUUGCCAAAAAAAAAAAGAAGAAAUAAAUAUAUGAAACGAGUGAGCCUAAAAAUGAAUGAAAAUUGGAUGGAAAACUAUUGGAUGUUAUUUGUACGUUUCAAGCGCCAAAAAUAUACUCAAUCAGUUGGUCCUCAACUGACGUGGUGAAGAAUCGAGACUAGAGUAGCACAUUCUAGAUUCAAAGUUUGGCAAGCUUAGAGGAUUUUUAUUUUUGAUAACGCUCAAUAUAUAUAUAAGAUUAUCAGGACAGUUAAUUUCACAUACGAACAGAAACAGGUGAACGAGAUUUAAAGAAUAAAAAAAAAAGUGCAUCAUGUCUCAAUUGUCCAAAAAUGGCGAAGGACUUUCUAAAAAUUACGAAAUUCUUCAAAACGAACAAGUGGGACGAUAUUUGGUGGCAUCGAAAGAUUUAGAAGAAGGAGAAGAGAUUUUUAUUGAAACGCCCUUUGUCGUUGGACCAAAAGCUUUUACAUAUCCUCUUUGUCUAGGAUGUUAUUCUGCCUGGCCUCGUCUUCCUGACACUCAUACACUUUGCAGUAAAUGCAGUUGGCCAGUUUGUGAUUCAGAAUGUGAAAAUAAUCCUCAUCAUAAGGAUUAUGAAUGUCAAGUUUUCGCAGAAGCUCGUGAAAAAUUUAAUAUUGCAGUGGCUUUAAGUGAAGAAUUACAAACUGGAGUUCCACAAUUGGAAUGUAUAACACCUCUAAGAUUACUUUUAGCUUCAGAAAAAGAUUCAGAACGAUGGGAGAAACAAGUGAAGAAAAUGGAAGCUCACAAUAAAAAGAGACAGGGAAAUUGUCAAUGGAAAGCGGAUCAUGUUAAUAUUGUUGAAUACAUAAGAAAUCGUUUAAAAUUAACAAGAUUUUCAGAAGAUGAUAUACAAACGGUUUGUGGAAUUUUGCAAAUUAACACUCAUGAAGUACGAGCAGCAAAAGGAUAUCCAGCAAGGGCUCUUUAUCCACAAUUUUCACUUAUGAAUCAUUCUUGUGUUUCUAAUACAAGUCAUGGUGUAUCGCCCACCGAUUACAAGGUUUAUUUGAGAACAACAGUGAAAGUUCCAAAAGGAGGUGAAUUAUAUGGAAGUUAUACUCAUUCCCUUUUGCCAACAAUUUUAAGACGAGAACAACUUUAUGAGGGAAAACAUUUCUCUUGCGCCUGCAACAGAUGUUCCGAUCCAACAGAAUUAGGAACUCACAUGUCUUCUUUAAAAUGCAGUAAAUGCGAUAAUGGAAUCGUGGUUCCUUUGGAUUCUCUCGAUUCCGAUAGUUCGUGGAAAUGUACACAUUGUGAAUUUAUAACAACCGGAGCGGCAGUUUUGAAAGUUUUUCGAAUAAUGCAAGCCGAAGUGGAAGCAGCGGAAAUGCUUGCUGGACCCGAUGGACCAGAAUCAAUUCAACAGCGUGAAACAGUGAUAAAAAAAUAUCAUUCUGUCCUGCAUCCUCAUCAUUCCUUUCUAACGAUGCUGAGAUAUUCAUUGGUUCAAAUGUAUGGACGUGUUGAUGAAUAUCUUCUCACUGAUUUACCGGAUGUUGUACUUGAGCAUAAAGCUGAAAUGUGUCGUUUAUUACUUCAGGUAUUGGACGUUGUGGAACCUGGAUGUUCAAGAGCAAGAGGAAUGGUUUUAUAUGAAUUGCAUGCUCCUCUUUUAAUUUUGGCAAGGGGUCAAUGGCAAGCUGGUGUUAUUGAUAAAAAUAUUUUAAAAUCAAAAACAACAGAAGCUGCAAAUAUUUUGAAAGAAGCAAUUAGAAUUUUGUGUUUUGAACCGGCUGACACACCGGAAGGACAAUUGGGAGAAGAAUCUAAAGAAUCAUUGGCCGAAUUAUGGAAAUCAAUUAGUGAAUUAUAAAAAAAACAAGAAGUUUUAAAUAUUUAUAUAUGACAAAUUUACAUUUACGUAUUUUUUACUACUUUAAUCAUCCGAUUUAUCUGAAUAUUCAGAUAUUAGUAUUUAGUAAAAAUUUAUCAUUUCAUAAUGAUGAAAAUUAUUUAAAUAUUUAUUAAUAUCGAAAAUAAUCUAUGACUCAGAUAAUUGAAAAUCAUUUAUAUUACAAUUUCUUGUAAUAAUAUAUUAUAUUUUAAAAUUAUUUGAACAUUAAUUAAAUAUUGAAUAAAAGGUACUAAUGAUAAA
This is a messenger RNA of Leptopilina boulardi, 2433 nucleotides long. RefSeq names its product SET domain-containing protein SmydA-8-like. Gene Ontology annotation, molecular function: protein binding. The transcript is spliced from 10 exons. Lineage: Eukaryota; Metazoa; Arthropoda; Insecta; Hymenoptera; Figitidae. Bases 622 to 2151 code for a protein of 509 amino acids. The record is from RefSeq and is a predicted model, not a curated record.